Messenger RNA from Drosophila innubila, 3167 nucleotides. It is a transcript of the gene S1P, whose product is annotated as membrane-bound transcription factor site-1 protease. The record is from RefSeq and is a predicted model, not a curated record. Gene Ontology annotation, molecular function: serine-type endopeptidase activity. Bases 96 to 3167 code for a protein of 1023 amino acids. Gene Ontology annotation, cellular component: Golgi apparatus. The transcript has 7 exons. Gene Ontology annotation, biological process: proteolysis. Lineage: Eukaryota; Metazoa; Arthropoda; Insecta; Diptera; Drosophilidae.
AUUGUGUUUUAUUCCAUUGAUACCAAUGGGAAAUUUGUAAAAGGAUUGACAUAGAUGUUUUGUUUAUUUUAGAAAUAUAAUUUUUAUUUCGUUAAAUGAGUGCAUUAGAAACUUUAUUUUUCAUUUGUACAAUUGUAGCCCCUUUAUUAACUGUGUGUACAAUAGACACGACGAAGCCAUCAUCCUCCGAGAAUGUUGGCUUUGUGGUAAACACCGUUCCCAAUGAGUUUAUUGUAAAAUUUCGUUCAAGGUAUUAUGCAAAAGUUAGAGAAUCGUUUAUUCAAAGGAGGCUCACUAAGCAAAAUUUGAACUGGUCAAUUGUACCUCGCAAUAACUUAGCUAGUCAUUAUCCAAGUGACUUUGAUAUUUUGCAUAUCCUAGACGCCAAUUACACUUCAGUUGAAAAUCUACUCAACACAGUGAAGGCUCAUCCUGCUGUUAAGGCAGUGGUUUUUCAACGCAGUGUUCAACGACUUUUGACAUCUGGAAACAAUACGUUCAAUUAUAACAUUCGUCAACCGCAAGGAGUUGCUCGAAAAAAACACGUAAAUAAUGUGAAUUUGCAUCAUGUCUCAGAAUCUCUACAUGCGGACGUUCUUUGGAAACUUGGCAUUACGGGAAAAGGGGUGAAAGUUGCUAUAUUUGAUACUGGUUUGACGCAGAAUCAUCCUCAUUUUCGAAACGUCAAGGAGCGAUCAAACUGGACCAACGAAAAGUCAUUGGAUGAUGGAGUUAGUCAUGGAACCUUUGUUGCAGGAGUCAUAGCUUCGUCAAAAGAAUGCCUGGGAUUGGCUCCAGACGCAGAGUUGCACAUAUACAAAGUUUUCACAAAUUCCCAGGUGUCGUAUACUUCCUGGUUCCUGGAUGCUUUUAAUUAUGCUAUUUACAAGAAAGUAAACAUAAUCAAUUUAAGUAUUGGAGGCCCAGAUUUCAUGGACUUACCGUUCGUUGAUAAGGUCUUAGAGUUAUCAGCCAAUAAUAUUAUAAUGGUAUCGGCCGCAGGGAAUGAUGGUCCCAUAUAUGGUACUUUAAACAACCCCGGCGAUCAGAGCGAUGUGAUCGGUGUAGGUAGUAUUAAUUUUGAUGAUAAAAUUGCCAGAUUCAGUUCUAGAGGUAUGACAACAUGGGAGCUUCCAUUGGGCUACGGAAGAACCGGACUGGACAUUGUCACUUAUGGCAGCCAAGUGGAAGGAAGUGACGUGCAUUCGGGCUGCAGACGCCUGUCAGGAACAUCAGUUUCAUCGCCUGUUGUUGCAGGAGUGGCAGCUUUAUUAAGGAGUGGUGCUUCACAUAAAAUUAAUAUUGUCAAUCCAUCAUCAUUAAAGCAAGUCUUAAUCGAAGGAGCUGAAAAAUUGCCAAACUACAACAUAUUCGAGCAAGGGCAAGGAAAACUGAAUUUGUUAAAGAGCAUGCAGCUGCUGUUACGCUACAAUCCUAAAAUAAGUCUUAUUCCGUCAUCUCUUGACUUUACAACAAAUUACAUGUGGCCGUACAGUAGUCAAUCCUUGUUCUAUGGAAGCGUACCCACAAUUGUAAAUGUGACAAUUUUGAAUGGCAUCUCUGUUACUGGAAAGGUUGUUGGUCAUCCAAAAUGGAUUCCAGAUCCAGCUAGUUACGGUCACUACCUCAAUAUAUCAGCAUCAUUUUCAACCACGAUUUGGCCCUGGACUGGGUGGAUGUCAGUAUACAUCGCUGUUAAUCGGGAUGGAGAAAAUUUCGAAGGCAUCGCUAAGGGAUGUUUAAUUUUAUUGAUAGAUAGUUUUCCAUUCGGCUCAAAUCGAACUCACGAGAGCGAAGUACGUUUGCCACUUGCUAUAAAAAUUACCCCAAGGCCUCCCAGGCAUAAACGAAUUUUAUGGGAUCAAUAUCAUAGCUUACGGUAUCCACCUGGCUAUAUACCGAGAGACAAUUUAAAAAUAAAAACGGAUCCUUUGGAUUGGAGAGCUGACCAUAUUCAUACAAAUUUUCGUGACACUUAUAUUCAUCUGAGAAACUCUGGCUAUUAUAUUGAUGUUUUAAGAGAACCCUACAUGUGUUUCAAUCCUCUUGAUUAUGGAGUUUUAUUAAUUGUGGACCCGGAAGAAGAAUUUUUUGAUGAAGAGAUAUCGAAACUAGGACAAUAUGUUUAUGAACAUGGACUGAGUGUAAUUGUAUUUGCCGAUUGGUAUAACACGACAGUAAUGAGACACAUAAAAUUUUUUGAUGAGAACAGUAGACAAUGGUGGAUACCAGAUACUGGUGGAGCUAACAUUCCAGCUUUAAACGAUCUAUUAGGUCAGUUUGGCAUUACAUUUGGGGAUUUUGUUGGAGAAGGCUAUUUUAAACUUGGUGAUCAUGCAAUGUAUUAUGCAAGUGGUACAACGCUUAUAACAUUUCCAAAUAAUACUGAUGAUGUUGUGAUUGGAACUAACUUAAACGAUCAAGGAGUAUCGGUCAUGGCAAAUGGGAAAUCAUUAAAUAUGGAAUCCAAAUCAUUUUUACCUAUUAUGGGGCUGUUUCAAACAAAUCUUAGCUCGCGACACACAGUAAAAAAAUCUAAUUUUCUUCGGCACUCCUCAAAUGCAGUCGAUAAUGUUGAAUUGCUUGAUACAUCACUCGAUCUUGUAGUUUUAAAAAAUCGAGUUUUACUUCAUGAAAAAAAUGAUAAGCAUGCAGAGGGUCGUAUAGCUGUCUAUGGGGACUCCAAUUGCUUGGAUUCUUCCCAUAUGGAAAAAGCGUGCUUCUGGCUAUUAACAACAAUUUUAGAUUUUGUAAUGAACUCUCAUAAAUCAGUGUUAUUGAAUAAUUUAAAUAGAAUCUCAGAAUUCAAAAAUGUAAACAAGAAGUCAUUACCUGUAAGAAUAUCAAGUAGCAAUUUGAAAAUGUUUUCAAAAGUAAUUAUUAAUAGAAAACAUCAAAAAAUAAAAUGCGAAAAUAUAGAAUGGAUAGCCAAAACAACAUAUAAUUACAGCAAGAGGAUAGAACUCGAACUGGAUUCUACGGAUGGAAGCCACAACAACGUUAUUGCUAAUUUAAAUACUGAGAUUGCCAAAUUAGCUUUAUAUGAUUAUAAGCAAACAGCACAAGGAACUGAAUUCAAUAUAAAUAUAUCAGUUUUAUUUAUGAUAUCACUGAGCUUAACAGUUAUUAUUUUAUUUGUUUUAUUUUUAAAAGGUAAAAUUUUAUAA